ACUGUAUUUUAAACUGUUCAUAUGAUAUCUGCAUUAAUUCUGAAAUUAAAUGAAGUAUUGAUUUUAAAAUUUGGCUAAAUUUUAAAAUAGAUAAAAAAUGUUUGAUUUAGAUCUAAAAAAAAUAUACAAAGUUAGCAUUUAUGGAUUUUUAGUUUAUUAUUUAUGAUAACUAUUUAAAGUAGAUGCUGCCGAACUACAAACAAUAAAUUAUAUCUAUUGUUUAGAUGAAAAUUGUCUUUUAUAUAUUAUAUAUAUUUAAAGAAAUCUUCCGUUCGUUGAAAAUGUAAGCUAAUUUAAAUUAUCUCUUACCCUGUAUGAACUUAUUAGAAUCAACGAUUUUUAAUUUGGUCCAAUCAAACGAGAAAAAAAUAACAAAAAACUAUUAACAUUAGAUUAGAUUAAUGAAGGUGUUGUAUUAAACUGCUAGAUAAAAAUUCCUUUUUAAGUAAUUAAGGCUGGGUUCUUAAAAAUAAGACUUGAAGACUGAAUAUAUUUGCCCAUAAUGUACUUUAAUUAUUGAACCAGGCUUGGGAGAAUCCAAAAAUAAACCCUGAGAUUGCCGAGUGAAUCAUUUUGAUCACACAUGAUGUUUGUUGUUAAACCUUGUUCUAUAAACAGCAGGUAGGCGGUGCCCCUGGAAAUGGACAAAAACAAGAUCAUAAAAUCCAGUGACCAUUCAUGAAGGUAGAAGACCCCGCGAAUAACCCACCAUCACCCAAUAAUGGAAGCUACCUGUGGGAUGGUAUAAAUUUGGGCUGCAGAACGGCUAUGGCAGCAUUAGCAAUCGAAAGUUCGUCGAGAGCAGACACACACACCCACCACCGCAAAUCAGCAUAUCGCCAUGGAACGGAGCCAUCUUUAUUUGCCCACUCUGAGCUACGCGGCCAUGGGUCACGUAUACGCCCCGUAUAACGGGAGCAGCUCACCCGCAUUGUCAUCGUCAUCCUCUGCAUCAUCAUCAUCGAGGCCGGAACAGAUCGAGGAGCUGGUGUCCCAGCAGUUGCACCAUCUAAAGAUGCACUAUGCCGACGAGGAGCAGCGCUACGUGGACCAGAUGCUGCUGGAGAAUCCCAUUGUUGUGGAGCGCCGAGCACCGCCGCCGCUGAAAACAGAGUUGGCCAUGGAACAGGGAUCGGGUUCUGGAUCAGGUUCCGGAUCGGACAUGAAGGAUGCCCAACGCCAGCGGGCCGAGUCAUGCCGCAAGUCCCGCUACAACAACAAGAUCAAGAAGGCCAAGCUGCGCUUCCGGCACAAGUUCGUCAGCGGUCAGCUGAAGAAGAGCGCCGUAAUGUUGGACACGAUGCGGGAUGUGAUUGCGCAGGCGGAGCGGCAGCUCCUCGAACGGGGAUUCCCCGCCGACGCCCUCGAGCGCAUGCGCACCACUUUCGGCCUGGCAAUGGAACAGUGAUGUAUCACUGGAAGCAUCGUAUCAGCCAGCGAGUAUACAUAUACCGGAGUACCGGAGAGCAGGAAGACGCAUCACUGACUAGUCCAGCAUUAGCCACACCACUUUUUUUUCUUGUUGACUAUAUCUAGUGUUACUCUAAGCGUAUUAUUAAAUUUUUAAAUAAAGUUAAGAAAUAUUACGAAAA
This is a messenger RNA of Drosophila subpulchrella, 1592 nucleotides long. Its product is annotated as protein sisterless A. The record is from RefSeq and is a predicted model, not a curated record. The transcript is spliced from 2 exons. Lineage: Eukaryota; Metazoa; Arthropoda; Insecta; Diptera; Drosophilidae. The coding region runs from base 842 to 1408 and encodes 188 amino acids.